Molecule: messenger RNA, 6479 nt
Organism: Sus scrofa (pig)
Lineage: Eukaryota; Metazoa; Chordata; Mammalia; Artiodactyla; Suidae
Gene: ZNF792
Product: zinc finger protein 792
Biological process (GO): regulation of transcription by RNA polymerase II
Cellular component (GO): nucleus
Molecular function (GO): DNA-binding transcription factor activity, RNA polymerase II-specific; RNA polymerase II cis-regulatory region sequence-specific DNA binding
Source: RefSeq, a predicted model, not a curated record
GGUGCAGCUCCGCCGGCGACAACGACAACCUGCAAGGUCCUCUCACCUCCCCAGCCCGCCUCCUCCACGCCGCAACCGACCAGCCUGGCCGGAUGCAGGACAGAACACGCGAUCCAGGAGGCUGUGCCGGUGCGUCACCGGCUGGCGCUGGGCCAAUGACAGUCCGGGAGAGUGUCGUUUCUUAGGGCCGGGGAGGUGGGGGCCGGAACUUCCUGCGUUUCAGUCCAGCAAGUCAUUUCCCUGGGCGGGUCGGUGCGCCCCGAGAGGUGGGCCCAGGGCCGGGGGUGGGGCUGGGCGGGUGACGCUUCCCAGGCGGCUUGUGGGACCCGGUGAGGAAGGACGGGAGGCUGGGAGCCUCCCCCGCGCCUUUUAAUUAGUCGCGACCCCCUGGGACGCGGUGUCCGCCAGGGUCCCUCCGGGCCGCGCGCUCUUCGCGGCCCCAGAGGCGGCGCCCGGGCCCGGGGCGCCCUUGACCCCCGGGAGACGGACGUCCCACCUCGCCCAGGGCAAGGCCAGGCAGUGGUAGGCUGAACCUGCGACCCCCGCCUCAGUCACCUGCCUCUUAGGGGCCGCGCUGCGUCCACGGGCUGCGAUGGCGGAGGCGGCGCUGAUGGACCCCGCGCAGGGCUGUGUGACCUUUGAGGACGUGACCAUUUACUUCUCCCAGGAGGAGUGGGGACUCCUUGAUGAGGCUCAGAGACUCCUGUACUGCGAUGUGAUGCUGGAGAACUUUGCACUGAUAGCCUCUUUGGGACUUACCUCUUUCAGGUCCCAUGUGGUUGCCCAGCUGGAGAUGGGGGCAGAGCCCUGGGUGCCUGACCGAGUGGACAUGACUUCUGCCAUGGCAAGAGGGGCGUAUAGAGGGUGUGGCUUGGAUUUCUGCUUCAGGACAGAGGGUGAGGAGUCCUCUUCUGAGCUUAGUGUCUCUGUAGAAGUGUCACGGGACAUGAAUUCCAAGUUGGUUCCAUCCAUCCAGAAGGACGACCCCUGUGACAGGUGUGGCCUACACUUGAAAGACAUUUUACACCUGACUGAACACCAGGCAACAGCCCCCAGGCGGAAACCACAUGUGUGUGAGGCCUAUCAGAGAGAGUUCAAGUUCAGUGCUCGCCUUCACCAGCCACAAAUGCAACAGAAUGUGGACAAGCCUAUGGGAAGGAAUGAAAGCAGGGCCUUAUUUAUGAAGGGCUGCAGAGAUGACACAUCAAAGAAUGCUUUUAUCCCAAGGGACAGUGGGAAGGCCUUUGUGGCCAAAUGUGAUUUCCUCCAGCAUCAGGCCACUCCCAAUGUGGGGGAGGCACACCUGAGCUCCAAAGGCGUGGGGCAUUUUCCCACUGUGCAAUGUAGUAAGAAGUGCAGUAAACUUGAGAAUGCUCCCAGUGAGAAGCCCACACUUGUUCAGCAGAGAACCCACACUGGAGAAAGGCCUUAUGAGUGCAGCAAAUGUGGGAUAUUCUUUAGCUAUGCCACUAGCCUCUUUCAACACCAGAGAGAUCACAACAGAGGAAAGCCUUAUGAGUGCUGUGAGUGUGGGAAAUUCUUUAGCCAGCACUCCAGUCUCGUCAAACAUCAAAGAGUUCACACUGGUGAGAGCCCUCACGUGUGCAGUGAAUGUGGGAAAUUCUUUAGCCGAAGCUCUAAUCUCAUUCAACAUAAGAGGGUUCACACUGGAGAAAAGCCUUAUGAGUGCAGUGAAUGUGGGAAAUUCUUCAGCCAACGCUCCAACCUCAUUCAUCACAAGAGGGUUCAUACUGGUAAAAGUGCUCAUGAGUGCAGUGAAUGUGGGAAAUCCUUCAACUGCAACUCUAGCUUAAUUAAACAUUGGAGAGUUCACACUGGAGAAAAACCUUACAAGUGCAACGAAUGCGGGAAAUUCUUUAGCCACUUUGAUGGACUCAUUCAACAUCAGAUAGUUCACACUGGUGAGCGGCCCUUUGGGUGCAGCAUAUGUGGGAAAGCCUUCAGCCGAAGCUCUGAUUUCAUGAAACAUCAGCGAGUCCACACUGGUGAACGGCCUUAUGAAUGCAGAGAAUGUGGGAAAUUGUUUAGCCAAAGCUCCAGCCUCAAUAGCCAUCGGAGACUUCACACUGGUGAGCGGCCUUAUCAGUGCCCUGAAUGUGGGAAAUUCUUUAGCCAACGCUCCAGCUUCAAUAACCAUCGGAGACUUCACACUGGUGAGCGGCCUUAUGAGUGCCUUGAAUGUGGGAAAACCUUCAGACAAAGUUCUAAUUUGAGGCAGCACCAGAAAGUUCACAAACCAGAGAAGCCAUAUAAGUGCCAUGAAUGUGGAAAAGCUUUCAGCCAGAGGUCUACCCUCAUCCGGCAUCAGAAAAUUCAUGCUAGAGAAAGGACUUCGGGGAAUGUGCUCCCUCCUUCUUCAACACAAAGGCACACACUAGAGAUUGGCUCUGAGAGUGGUCUUUAUUAGGGAGCUUUCAGGCAGAAGUUGAACUUUGUUUAUCCAGAUAUCAAUGCUGGAGAGAUUCCCAAUGGAUACUAGAUAUGUUGGAAGCUUUCUGGAGCAAGGUUACAUUUUCUGACCAUGGACUUUGUCAGAGUUUUGUCACUGCUAGUGUCUGUGGCAGAAGCCUUCUCCGGUGUACCCACUGGCAGGUCUCCAGAGUGUGUGUCAGCUACACCCUGUUUUCUCAGGCCUCUGUUUCCUUUUUCUAAGAGGUAAUUGCGAGUAGCUUGAUGCCACAAGAUGUCAUUCCCUCCCACUGUGACUGGCUUAGCUGUGGACAUGACUUACCUUGGGCUGUGAAGACCUGAGCUGGGUCCUACUGGCAGCUUGCAGAGGUUUCCCUUUUUCAAGGACAUUGUUGAUCUUGUAAGAUGCUCAUUAUGGAUUCAUCCAACUUCCAUACCACCCAUCCAAACAAUUAUUUACUUUACAUCCUUCUGGUUUGGGUGAUAAGAGCCUUACUGAUAAAGACACUUUUAAUCUCUUGUGUUCUGAUAACUGUGUGGAGUAGGCUGAGAACAAAAUGAAGAUCUACCAAACCAAAGGGUGUCUCCAAAAUUAUUGCUUCAGGGAAGAGUAGGAUGGUAGAGAACAGUCCUCAGGCCAGACUUGGCCUCAUUUGUGUUGCUACCCAAGGCCUCCAAGGGAAGCUUGUAGGGCUUUGUGGGCCUAAUGUUGUGGUCUGAGUGGCAUGAACUUUUGUGGAUUAUAGAUUACCCUGAGGAAGCAGAGACUGUACAACCUUCAGUGCACCUGGAAGCAGCAUUAUUUGGGCCCCUUGUUUCCUGGGGAUGCCUCCUAUUCUCUAGCACUGUUGAGUAGACACAUUUUACCUGGCCCCUGCCAAGGAAUUAUAUACCUUGAUGCCUAACAGCCAGUAAUAUGUAACCUGCUGUAAGACUUACUGGGUCCAGUUAACAAACAGGGUAUCUAUCUGUUUUAAAAGUGUAUCCACAAAUGUUCCCUUAAAUGUGACUGUGCAAGAUUUGGGAUUUGCAGAAGUUUUCAGGACCUCCAGACUUCUGUCCUAUAACUAAGGGCACUGGCAGAGCAAAUAAUCUAAAUGUUUUGUGGAUUACUACAGGCUCUCUGCAUUAUUUAUGUCAAAGCCAUUGCUGUGUUGGUAGGAAAAUGGGGAUUAAGAGAAGGCAGAUCCUGUACACCACGGAUAAGGCAUUAGAGACACAGCUAGCCAUCUUUGCUGCCAACACAUGAGGAGCAAGGUAGUAGUUAAUAUGAGGUUGCCAAAUCUUCAAGUUUUCUAAAAUGAGUGGGAGAUCAGGUUUUUUAUGUGCAAGAGUUUCUUUUUAAUGCUUUGUUGAGAUAUAAUGUUCAUGCAAUAAUAGGCUGUACUUAUUAAAUGUGUACAAUCUAAGUUUUUAAAUAUGUAUACACUCAGGGAGCCAACACUAUAAUUAUGAUAGUGAACCUAUCCCUCACCUGCAAAGCUACCUCAUGCCCCUUUACUACCCCUCCUUGCCUUCCCCAGGAAAACCAUUGAUUUACCUUUUUUCACUAUAGAUUUGUUUGCCUUUCUUAGAGUUUUAUACAAUUGGAAUCAUAAAGUAUUUCUACUCUAUUUUUUGACCUGUUUUCUUUCAUAGAGCAUAAUCAUCUUGAGCAUCAUCCAUUCUGUAUAUGUGAAUAGUUCAUUCCUUUUACUGCUGAAUAGUGCUCUACUGAAUGAAUAUUUUUUUAAUGAAAAAAAAUCUUGUAAAAUACACAACAUAAAUUUUACUAUCUUAACCAUUGUUAGGUGUACAGUUCAGUGGUAUUAAGUACAGUCAUAUUGUACAACCAUCACAAUCAUUUAUCUCCAGUUUUCAUUUUGCAAAACUGAAACUAUACCUAUUAAACAGUAACUCCCUAUUGCCCCCUGCCCCAAGCCCCUGGAAACCAACAUUCUACUUUCUGUAACUGAAUUUGACUACUCUAGUUACUUCUUAUAUUGUUUAUUUUUAUUUUUUACUUUUUGCUUUUUAGGGCCACUCCUGUGGCAUAUGGAGGUUCCCAGGUUAGGGGUCGAAUCGGAGCUAUAGCUGCUGGCCUACACCACAGCCAUAGCAAUGCUGAAUCCAAGCCAUGUCUGCGACUUAUAUCAUACUCAUGGCAACGCUGGAUCCUCAACCCACUGAGCAAGGCCAGGGAUCAAACCCACAACCUCAUGGUUUCUAGUCGGAUUUGUUUCCACUGUGCCACAACAGGAGCUCCUAUGGUUACCCCUUAUAAAUGGAGUUAUAUAUUAUUUGUCAUUUUGUGACUGACUUAUUUGACUUAGCAUAAUAUCCUCAAGGUUCAUUUAUUUUGUAGCAUGUGUCAGAAUUACCUUCCUUUUUAGCUGAAUAAUAUGCAAUAACAGGCUGUACGUAUUUAUAUACGCAUAUGUAUAUGCCAUAUUUUACUUAUUCAUUCAUCCCUCAAUGGAUACUUGAUUUCCCCCCACCUUUUGGAUACUGUAAUUAAGGCUGCUAUGAAAUGGGUGUACAGAUAUCUCUUUGAAACACUGCUUUCUAUAUACUUAAAAGUGGAGUUACUAGAUCAUAUAGUAAAUAUAUUUUCAAUGUUUUGAGGAAACUCCAUACUGUUUCCCACAGUGGCUAUACAAUUUUACUUUUUUUUUUUUGGCCACACCUGUGGCACGCUGAAGUUCCCAGGCCAGGGACCAAACCCAUGCCACAGAAGUGACAAUGCUAGAUCCUUAAUCUGCUGAGCCAUCAGGGAACUCCAAAUUGUACAUUUUUAACAAGGGUUCUAAUUUUUCCACAAGCUCCCUAACACUUUUUUUUUUAUAGUAUCUAUCCUGAUGGGUAUAAAGUAGUAUCUCAUUGUUUUGAUUUGUUUUCCUAUAAUGAUUCAUGACAGUAACUAUCAUUUCAAGUGCUUAUUGGUCUUAUUGGUAUAUCUUCUUUAGAAAAAUAUCUAUUCGAAUCCUUUCUCCAUUUUUGAAUUGGAUUUUUGUAUUCUGUUGCUGAGUUCUGGGAAUUCCUAUACAUGCUGAGAUUAUAUCAGUAGAAACAAUGCUAACUGGACUAAAGGAAACAGAAAGUGGGACAAAAUUAGAAACGAAAGAGGAGAAAUUACAGCUGAUAUCACAGAGAUGCAAAAAAAAAAAAUGAGAGAAUACUAGGAACAGUUUAUAUGCCAACCAAUUGACAACCUAGAAGAAAUGAAUAAAUUCCUAGAAACAUAUCAGCUUCCAAAACUGAAUCUGGAAGAAACAGAUAAUCUGAACAGACCAAUCACUAGCAGUAAAAUUAAAUCAGUAAUAAAAAAAAAACUCCCAACAAAAAAAAGUCACAGGGAAAUUCUACCAAACAUAUAAAGAAGAGCUAAUACCUAUCCUUCUCAGACUAUUCAAAAAAAAUAGAAGCGAGAACACUCCCAAAUUCAUUCUAUGAGGCCAUCAUUACCCUGACACCAAAGCCAGACAAAGACACCAAAAAGGAAGAAAAUUACAGGCUAACAUCUCUAAUGAAUAUAGAUGCAGAAAAUCUUCAACAAAAUAUAAGCAAACCAAAUUUCAACAACAUAUAAAAAGGAUCAUACACCAUGAUCAAGUGAUAUUUAUUCCAGGAAUGCAAUGAUGGUUCAAUACCUGCAAAUGUAAUAAACCACAUUAACAAAAUGAAGAAUAAAAAUCACAUGAUUAUCACAAUAGAUGCAGAAAAGGCAUUUGAUAAUUCAACAUCCAUUCAUGAUUAAAAAACCUCACAUCAAAGUUGGUAUGGGGGAACAUAUCUCAACAUAAUAAAGGCCAUUUAUGACAAUCCCACAGCUAACAUCACAGUCAAUUGUGAAAAGCUAUAAACUUUUCCUCUUUGAUCAGGAAUAAGCCAAGAAUGUCCAUUCUUUCCAUUUUUAUUUAAAAAGGAUUGGAGUUCUAACCACAGCAAUCAGAAAACAAAAAGAAAGUAAGGCAUCCAAAUUGGAAGAGAAGUAAAACUGUUACUACUACUAGAAGACUUGAUACUACAUAUAGGAGCUCUAAGUCUCAAAAAAAAAAAAAAAACAAAAA